AUGUCGUCUGGAGGAAAGUAUGUUCGUGCCCCCGAUUUCCAAAGUGAGUCAGAAGAGUUCAAUGAUGAUACGUUGGCCAACGAGCCAGACAGCGAUGGACAGAAACGAAACCAAUACGAUACCAGUGAACCUGAAAGAGACAACGAUAGUUCGGACUCUGGGGAAGAAUCCAUUGUCACUGCGAAGCCUACCUCCGAGCUUGUCGAGGCAGAGGAAUGUGAUGCAGUCAGCUCCGAAAAUAGCACAGGAAGGAGCCCGAGUACAGAACGUCUGCCAAAGCGUUGUGAGAAUCAAGAUUAUUAUCGCCGGAUGGACCAAAUCGAAAAUACUCUUAACCAGCUAGUGAAAGCUCUAGGUUCUAAUCAGCCCCUUGGAGGAACUAACACAGUUCCACACGAGGCCGACCAUAGCUGGAAUACCGGCGAUGUUAUUGCAGGACCAUCGACAAGUGCAGCUAAUAUUCGCUGGGAAAAUAUUCUACCAUUCCCUGAUGAUGUUCCAGCGAAUAGAAUGUGGGAACAGUGGAAUCGGUUCAUCGAUCGUUUUGAGAUCGCUGCAUCCCUCUCCAACAUCAACGACCCGGUAAAGCGUGCACAAAUCCUGUUUUUAUCCAUGGGGGAAAAAUUACAAGGAAUAACCCGAGCCGCUAGACUUAGGCCAAGCCUGCUGGAGCCCAACUGCUACUCCAUCUUCGUGAAAAAUAUCGAAGACUAUUUACGUUCAAUGGUGGAUGUAACAGCCGAACACGAAGCGUUCACAAACUUGAAACAGGAGGCAAAUGAACCAACGAUUGCUUUCCAUGCACGAUUGAUGGAAAAGGUCCGCCUCUGUGGUUAUAGCAGUGUUGAUCAGGACCAGUUUAUUCGGGCCCAGUUGUUGAAAGGAAUGCGAAACAAAGAGCUGGUGAAAGCGUCACGGACAUUUGGGUACGAAACUCUUUUCAUCGUCCAAUCAGCAACUCGUGAGGAAGCAUACGCAGCAGAAACAGCUCAGACGGAGCAUCCACACGCACUCGUGGUAGCUCGGAACCACCAACCCACUCCCGUCAAAACACAGCCAUGGAAGCGGAAACUCGAAGCAACUGGUGAUAGGUGGACGCAAUCAAAGCGCCGUAGGAAUGAUAGUACAAACCGAGGAUUGGGACGUAGAUCACGCUGCCCGAAAUGCAAUCGCCUGUUUCACAAAUUUGGAUCGUGUCCGGCAGUCAACAACAAUUGCAACACCUGUGGCGAGAGGGGACAUUUCGCUGUAGUAUACCGGAAAAAAACUACCAACCACCUUCAAAUCGAACAGCACCGUUCAUCAAGAUGGUUGGAUGCCGAAGAUGACAAAAAGGCAAUAAAUACAAUCUCGUUGGCAGAUACAUUGAUCGAUUGUCGCGUGGGAUCUUCGAAUCCAAUUCGUUUCCUGAUCGACUCAGGGGCGGAUGUUAACACGAUUGGUGGAGACGAUUGGGCGAAUUUGAAACACGAGUUCCAAUCAGGCAAUGCCAAACUGGAACCCAUCCAACUGUCAAACGACAGUGAUUUGCGAUCUUAUGUGUCCAGCAAACCUAUUUCAGUUACCCACGCUUUCAAGGCGAAAAUUGAAGUAGUGGGUUGCUACAAACCAUCAAUCGAGGCUGUGUUUUAUGUCAUUGAUCAAGGUUCUCGUUCCCUACUGGGUCGUUCCACUGCAAGUGAUUUGAGGUUGCUGGAAGUCGGUAUAAACGUUAACAGCUGUGAAAAAAUGGAGCAACCCACAAAGUUCCCUAAGGUACCAGGUGUACUAGUGAAAUUCAGCAUCGAUACGACAAUACCACCGACAAAAAACGCGUACUACAACGUCCCUGCAGCUUACAGAGAAAGCGCGAGGGCGAGGCUUUCAGAGAUGGAAGUCCGAGGAAUCAUUGAGCGUGUUACAUCGGCCCCUAACUGGAUUAGCGGAAUGUCGGCAGUAGCUAAAGGCAAACAUGAUUUCCGGCUAGUCGUGAACAUGCGAGCCCCUAACCGCGCAAUUAAAAGAGAGUAUUAUCGCUUGCCGUCGCUGGACGAAAUGAGAAUUAAGCUUCACGGGGCAAAAUAUUUUUCGAAGCUUGAUUUGUCAAACGCAUUUUACCAUUUAGAACUCCAUGAGCAGUCCAGAGAUCUUACGACAUUUUUGUCUGAAAAUGGCAUGUUCCGGUUUACCCGUUUAAUGUUCGGGGUAAAUUGCGCCCCGGAAAUCUUCCAACGGGAGAUGUCAAGAAUUCUCAGAGAAGUGGAUAACAUUAUAGUGUACAUCGACGACAUCCUUAUGUUUGCGGACAGUUUAGAUCAACUCCGCAAAACGGUGUCUCGCGUGUUGAGAAUUCUAAGAGCGAACAACCUGACCGUGAAUCCCGAUAAAUGCCAAUUUGAUAAGAGUCGGAUUAAGUGGCUAGGUCACGAGCUCGACGAAAAUGGAUUCAACAUCGAUGAGGAAAAAAAUAAGGAUAUUCGGAGAUUUAGACAGCCGAACACCGUGUCCGAGCUACGAAGUUUUUUGGGGCUAGCUUCUUUCGUAAGUCCUUAUAUUCAAGGUUUUUCAAACAUCGCGAGUUCAUUGUGGGCACUUACUAACAGCUAUAAUACGUGGGUCUGGGGUCAGGAGCAUUCAAAAGCCUUUCAACAGCUGAAAGAUCAAAUCGUUCAGUGCACAACAUCUCUUGGUUAUUUUACAGAACAAGAUAGAACCAUAUUAUACACCGACGCCUCCCCGCAUGCUCUGGGCGCCGUUCUCGUUCAGGAAAAUAACACUAAACCCCUGCGAAUCAUAAGUUUUGCAUCGAAAGCUUUAACAACAACCGAGAAAAAGUAUCCUCAAAACCAACGCGAAGCUCUCGCUGCUGUGUGGGCUGUGGAACACUUCGCAUAUUUUCUGCUAGGACGGCCCUUCGUACUUCGUACUGAUUCGCAAGGUUUCACGUUUAUAUUAAACAGAUCGCGAGAGGAUUCCAAACGAGCAUUAAACCGGGCGGACGGAUGGGCUCUUAGACUCAGCCCGUAUCGCUUUCAAGUGGAGUAUGUACGAGGAAGAGAAAAUAUAGCAGAUCCGUCAUCGCGACUUUAUGAGGGAGUAGACGACCCAUUCGACGAGAGUGUUAGUCCCUGGGAGAUUGCUUCUCUUGAAAUAAAUAAAAUUGGGUUUCUAACAGAAAAAGAAAUAGAAAACGCCACAGCCAAGGACACGCAGCUUACAGAGGUAGUAGAUGCCCUUGAAACGGAUGUUUGGCCAAAGCACCUGAAGCAAUUUAAAGUACUGUGCGGUGACUUGACCAUGCGGGAAGGAAUUUUGGUUAAAACAGGUUGCGCGGUUAUACCUGAGAGUCUUCGCGAGAAAACGCUUGCGGUUGCACAUGAGGGCCAUCCAUCGUCUGCUAAAUUUAAAAGCAUUUUAAGAGAGCGUGUUUGGUGGCCCGGUAUGACCAAAGACGCAGAGGCAUGGGUGAAGUCCUGCUCGAUUUGCGCAACAAAUGGAAGACCUGAAAAGCCCACCCCCAUGACCCGUGUUUUCGCUCCAGAAACAGUUUGGGACACUAUAGGUUUGGAUUUUAACGGACCCUACUCUAAGUUUGGAGGUAUCUCGAUUUUGGUCAUUGUGGACUAUCGUUCCAGAUACAUAAUAGCUAAACCAGUAAGAUCCACGAGUUUCGAACACACCCGAAAGAUUUUGGAGGAAGUUUUCGAGAAGGAAGGCUUUCCAAAAAAUAUGAAAUCAGAUAAUGGCCCCCCUUUUAACGGGGAUGAGUACAAACGGUACUGUCUUGAGCGCGGAAUCAAUAUCACCUUUUCUACUCCAUUGUAUCCUCAACAGAACGGUUUAGCAGAGAGCUGCAUGAAGUUGGUGAACAAGGCAAUGAGUGCUGCAUCUGCAAGUGGAACAAGCUACGGAGAAGAGUUAAAUGCAACGGUUCAAGCGUAUAACGCCGCUAACCACUCCGUCACAGGGAUACCGCCAGAGGAAGUAAUGACGGGUCGAAAAAUUAAACGUGGGCUUCCUCUAAUAUGCCGUGGAAAGGCGUCAUUCGACGAUAACCUGCUUAACGCAAGAGACCUUAAAUCGAAAAGUGAAGCUAAGAAACGUGAAGAUGUUAAACGGGGCGCUCGUCAAUGUCGCAUUAUACCAGGAGACACGGUUAUUGUAGAACGCCUGCCUCGGGCGAAAGCAGAAUCACGAUUCGAUCCACGCAAGUAUACGGUAACGGAAGAACGAAAUGGGAUGCUAGUUUUGAGCGAUGAAAACGGGCAGGUUUUAAAAAGGCACGUCUCACAGAUCAAGAAAGUUUAUGAUUGGAGGCAGCCCGGAGAACAUAUCCAUUCUGAAACUCCUGUAGACAGUAACACUGAUCCGAUAUCCCCAAAAUCGCGGGCAGAAAUUCCGCAAUCUGAUUGUUUUGAGCGUCCAGUUCGAGUAAAAAGGAGACCUGGUUAUUUGGAGAACUAUGUAAGAGUUGUAAAGCAAAAUAAAUAG
Molecule: messenger RNA, 4470 nt
Organism: Topomyia yanbarensis
Lineage: Eukaryota; Metazoa; Arthropoda; Insecta; Diptera; Culicidae
Exons: 2
Coding region: 1-4470 (1489 amino acids)
Biological process (GO): DNA integration; proteolysis
Molecular function (GO): nucleic acid binding; aspartic-type endopeptidase activity
Source: RefSeq, a predicted model, not a curated record